Odocoileus virginianus texanus is the source of this 2695-nucleotide messenger RNA. NCBI's taxonomy places the organism in Eukaryota, Metazoa, Chordata, Mammalia, Artiodactyla, Cervidae. The record is from RefSeq and is a predicted model, not a curated record.
CUUUCCGGGCAACACCAGAGGGAGGAGCCCGGACGUUGCUAAGGCCGUUGCUAGGGCCGGCCUCGGAGCGGGUUCCGCUGGCAAAGGUAACGGGCGGGGACAACCGCCGUGAGGGGUUAGAGGUAAAGUCCCGCCCCAGGUUUUCCAGCUGUCGGUGUGGUGUCACCUUUUUCCGGAGAGAAGUAAUGGAGAACCAGGACCCUGCUCCGUGAGGCCUGGCCUCACAUCCCGCCAGCGCUGCGCUGAGCUCCCUCCUAAGACUGGCCGGGACCGCGGAAGGGGGACGCGGUUCUCGAAAUACACUAUCAAGACUCCAGUCUGUUCCCCAGCUCAUGCAGACACUUGAAGCCCAGCUGAUUUCUCUUCAUCUCUUCAAAGUUACUGCCCCAUGGCAGGCCAACAACAGUUGCCGCACAGAACUCACUGUCAGAAAAUGCAAGAACCUCCAAAGAACAUUGAAGAAUUUUUAAAGCUUCAAAACUUGGAUCAUUGGCCAAAGGAAAUCCAUUUAUGGGAAAGUGAUGAAUUGUUACACACUAUGAAAAAAAUAAAACAAGAUAGUUCAUUUACUUCCAUUUAUACACAUCUGUGGGGAAAUGUCCUGCGAGUAGAUGAUGCAGCUAUGGCCAUGGAAUCAAGACUAGCAGAAUAUUCAAUUCUUUUGAAAAACCAUGCUUCUGAAAUAUUUGAGUGGAACAGAAUAAUUUCCAGGACAAUUUCUCAUGGAAAACUGAAACAAUACAAGGCAUUUCUAAAGAAGUACCAUAAGGAAAAGAAGAUAAUGCUUUCAGAUGAAAUGGAGACAAAGAAGGAUAUAGAGGGUUGUAACUUCCCAGGAUUCAGAACAAAUGAGCUUACUCAGCUACCUAGACAUCUGAAUGCUGAACGAAUUUAUCUUUUUAUUUUAAAGGCCCAUAACUUUGAUGGAAAAGUUUUUAAAAUCUGGAGAACUCAUUUUCUCUCAGAAGCCUCUAUUGCUCUUUUGCAUGAUUGCUUUUGGUGGUGGUUUCUCCAUAAAUUUAAGCCUGACAGAGAAAAUCAAGAUUGCUUGUUUGAUAGAAUUUCAGAAAGUUAUGUGUCACUUUUCAUGAGCAUACCUCUAAGCCGAAAGGAUGCAUUCUUUCAGGUGUAUCCUGAUUGUUUGGCACAGGCUAUCUAUGCAACAUUCCAGGAAGCAUUUCCAGAAUCCAGUAAUCUCUUUAAUGAUGAAUUUAAAGAAGAUCUAGGGAAUAAUAUUUUUCUUUGGUUGUCAGGUUUACCACCUCAAAAAGGAUUUUGGACCCACUGGAAACUGAAAGAACUGUCCACAACAACCAUUCAUGGUAGCAAGAAAAUGCCUUCAAAAUCUAUAAAGGACAUGAUUGCGAGAAAUCAAGAACACCUAUCAACUUCUGGAUACACAAGAAUUCCAUGUCUGCUGUCUGCCCUGUGCAACUUGAGCCUCUCUACUGUAGCUACAAACUAUUUCUCAGCUGAGAAAUUCUCCAGCGGAAUCAUAAUUGUUUCCAUAAAUCAACAGCAGGCAAGAGGAUUGUCUCUGUGUGUGUGAGCGCAUGUGAGCUUGUGUGUAUGUGUGUGGAGCCUUUUAUUCAGAGCUUUUCGAUAAAUACCUUUGCUGACCUCAUUGGAAGCAAUUAAAACUUAACCAGUGAGCUGUUAGUUGAAUACAACAGCGAGAAUAAAAGAGGCUUGUAUAGUAUUCAUUCAGUGGUCAUGAGAGGGAGCUAUGAACAUGGUUUAUGCUCACAUCUACAAAUGGGUACCUACUUUGUAGAAAUAAAUCUCUGAUUCUGAAGCAGUUAGAAGGGGAAACAGAAUUUUUUAGCUUUUCUCAUAGCAGCUGAAAUAAGUUGAAAAAUAUUGUUUUGACCAUAUAUGUAAAGAGAUCUUUUAACAGGAAAUCUUUUACAUAGAUUUAUGAAGCAUAAAUUGCUACUAUUAUUCCUUGUGUUCAGAAUGUUAGAAUAAAACUCCUAAUAUGUAUUAAGUCACACCUUAGUGUCUUCAAGAAGUGUAUAGCUAAGUUAAGGGUAUAUCUCUUCAUAUAGAGAUAUUUCAGCAUUGCUUAUAACUUUGUGUCUUAUGUUCCUAGACUGAAAGUAAGAAUAACAAUAUUCUUACUUGAGUUGAGCCACUAAUUACCAGUGUGACUUUGGACAAGUCACUUGAUGUUUCUGAAUCUCAGCUACAACACUUGUAAAAUUAGUCUAGAUGAUUCUAUGGUGCCUUGUAGUUUUAAAAUUCUGUGACUUGUUACUUAACCUACUAAGAUCAGAAAGAGGAUACAUACUUUUAAAGUUAUUAUUCUUAAAAAUUAAAAAAAAGAAAAAUUUAUAUGGUUUUAUGUUGGUUAUCAAUGGUUGACUCUUGUCCUCAGUAAGAACAUUGAUGCAAUAAAUAUAUGUUCAUUUAAGGAUGGAAUUUUAAGAGGUAUAGCUCAUGUAAAAAAGAGAAUGCUAUUUUGCUUUCCACCAUGAGUUAUUCUCCCUUUUUUUUAGCAUGUAUAUAUUAAUUUCCUGUUCUAGCAUGUAUUUAUUAGUAUACUAGUUUCAUUAGGUAUUUGUUGCAAAAUAAUUGCAUUGUUAAUCUAAAUCAAUAUUUAGGAAUACAUAUUAGCAUUCUAUUUCCCAUGUUAAUACUCUCAACACACACACACACUCAUAUGGACAUGCACGCGCACACACACACACACACA